AUGUGCCUUCAAGGUCUAGGCACUUUCGGUGCAAUGUUAUACACCGCAGAUUCAACACAAUUGUCUGUCGCUGGGCAAAAUACCAUUGCAUUUACUGAUGAUACAAUAUAUGCGCUUUCAACAGCGGCUGGCAGAGCCGGUAUAGCUAUCAUACGUAUCUCUGGCUCUGCAUGCCUCGAUAUUUAUCAAAGCUUGUGCCCAUCGAAACCGAUACCCAAACCACGAUAUGCCGCUGUCAGAACACUCUAUGAAGCACCCAACUCCACCUCAAACAUCCUCGACUCCGAUGCGUUAGUCCUUUACUUCCCCGCCCCUAAAACUGUUACUGGUGAAGAUGUAUUGGAGCUGCAUGUACAUGGAGGUCCAGCUACGGUCAAAGCAGUUCUAGGCGCAAUCCCACAAUGUACAUCUCCUGCGACAAUUCGAUAUGCCGAGCCGGGUGAAUUCACACGUCGAGCAUUUCAGAACAACAGGUUGGAUUUGGCGCAAGUGGAGGCUUUAAGUGAUACUUUAUCUGCCGAGACAGAACAACAGCGUCGCGCCGCUGUGCGAGGAAAUUCUGGGAAACUUGGACGUACAUACGAGGCAUGGCGUCAACAAUUGUUGUAUGCGCGCGGAGAAUUGGAAGCGUUGAUUGAUUUCUCGGAGGACCAACAUUUCGACGAAUCGCCCGCAGAGUUAUUAUCGAAUGUUACGGCUCAAGUUGAGGUCAUGGUGGAAUCAAUUGCCGCACAUAAAUCAGCAAGUCAUCGGGGAGAAUUGCUCAAAAAAGGAAUUAGGAUUUCUCUGUUAGGACCACCCAACGCCGGCAAAAGUUCCCUCCUAAAUCAAAUUGUCGGCAGAGAAGCUUCAAUCGUUAGCCAAGAGGCCGGAACGACUCGAGACAUUGUGGAGGUUAACUUAGAUAUUCGCGGGUACCUUUGCACGUUUGCGGAUACCGCCGGAUUAAGGACUCAAGUUCCACGACAUGGAAGUGGCGAGAAUGACUCAGUAAUUGGGCAUAUCGAACAGGAGGGUAUUCGAAGAGCGAAGGCGAAGGCGAAUGAGUCAGAUGUCGUUAUUGCCCUCGCCAGUAUAGAGUGGUCAGACAUGCGAAACGGGUGGGAAAUUCGCUACGAUCUUGAAACAUUCGAAAUCGCGGCUCGAGCCUUGAAAUUCAUGAUUGUUAUUAAUAAGUCUGAUUCGGUAACCCCUGAGAUACUGUCAGAACUUAUAAGUGACUUCAAAAAGUCUCAAGCAGGCAUAUUUAUUCAGGACGUCGUCCCAUUGACGUCAAUAUCCUGUAAACAUGCUCAAGGAUCAACAACUCAUGGAAGUAUUAGUCAAUUUGUCAACGAAAUUGUUGAUAUCUUCAGUAAUAUGACAUCUCUACCAACCGAUCUCGAGGAUUUACUUGGAGUUACCGAACGUCAGCGACAGCUUCUCACAGCCUGCUCAGCCCAUCUGCUGGAUUUUAUGAACGAAGCACAGCAGCAUGUCGAUCAUGAACGAGAAGCGGAUAUAGUUUUGGCGGCUGAGCAUCUUAGAUCCGCAGCCAAUUGCUUGUCUCGAAUUACUGGUAGGGGUGAAGCUGGCGAUGUCGAAGAAGUUCUAGGUGUGGUUUUUGAAAAGUAA
Sclerotinia borealis F-4128 is the source of this 1614-nucleotide messenger RNA. The record is from the annotation of a GenBank genome assembly. NCBI's taxonomy places the organism in Eukaryota, Fungi, Ascomycota, Leotiomycetes, Helotiales, Sclerotiniaceae.